Molecule: messenger RNA, 5163 nt
Organism: Cyprinodon tularosa
Lineage: Eukaryota; Metazoa; Chordata; Actinopteri; Cyprinodontiformes; Cyprinodontidae
Gene: med14
Product: mediator complex subunit 14
Exons: 29
Coding region: 279-4583 (1434 amino acids)
Biological process (GO): regulation of transcription by RNA polymerase II
Cellular component (GO): mediator complex; core mediator complex
Molecular function (GO): transcription coregulator activity
Source: RefSeq, a predicted model, not a curated record
CUCAUAUGCUAAUUAUCUUCGAUAGCAAAGAUGGCGGCCUAGCAGCAUUGAAAUCCUCCCCGUAACGAUUUACUAAAUUAAGCAUUAGUUGACUUUUGGUUCUUAGGAGAAAUAACUAAUUCCUUACCGCGUUGGGCUUCUAAUAGAAGAUAUGUUAUGAGAAAACGCGAAAAGUGUAAUUUGAGGAGGAGCAGGCCACUAUUAGCCGAGGGUUUCCCGUUGUGUGGCUCUGUGCGCAGCGGAGAAGCUAACUAGCCUUUACCUUCAUUUUUUUUAAAAUGGCUCCGGUGCAGAUCGGGUCAGAUGGGCAACUCGUCCCACUCGGGGGUCCAGUUGUCUCGGGUCCACAACCACCUGCUCCCGGAACCCCAGCAACACAGGGCGUCAAAUUAAGCCUGCUUAUUGAAUUUCUUCUCCAGAGGACUUACCAUGAAAUUACCCUACUGGCGGAGCUACUCCCCCGAAAGACUGACAUGGAGCGGAAAAUUGAGAUUGUCCAGUUUGCAAGUCGCACCAGGCAGCUUUUUGUACGUCUUCUUGCUCUGGUGAAGUGGGCAAGCAAUGCAGGGAAAGUUGAGAAGUGUGCGAUGAUUUCCAGCUUCCUGGAUCAGCAGGCCAUCCUGUUUGUGGAUACGGCUGAUAGACUGGCUCUGCUAGCGCGGGAUGCCCUCGUACACGCCCGCUUACCCAGCUUUGCCAUCCCUUUUGCCAUCGACGUCCUGACGACAGGAUCAUACCCACGCUUGCCCACAUGCAUACGCGAUAAAAUAAUUCCUCCAGACCCCAUUACUAAAACAGAAAAGCAGACCACUUUAAACCAGCUUAAUCAGAUUUUACGACACCGCCUUGUCACCACUGACUUACCACCGCAGCUGGCAAAUCUCACAGUUGCUAAUGGGCGUGUUAAGUUUCGGGUGGAGGGUGAGUUUGAAGCCACUCUAACGGUCAUGGGAGACGAUCCUGAUAUUCCCUGGCGGCUGCUGAAGCUGGAAAUUCUAGUGGAGGACAAAGAAACUGGAGAUGGACGAGCUUUGGUCCACAGCUUGCAGGUGAACUUUAUCCACGAGUUGGUCCAGGCACGUCUUUGUGCUGAUGAAAAACCCCUACAGGACAUGUACAACUGUCUGCAUUCCUUUUGUUUGUCACUGCAGCUCGAAGUGCUCCAUUCUCAGACACUCAUGCUGAUCAGAGAGCGAUGGGGAGACUUGGUGCAGGAGGAGAAAUAUGUUCCAGCAAAAUACCUCACGCUUUCUGUCUGGAACCAACAGGUUUUGGGUCGAAAAACGGGCACAGCGUCCGUGCAUAAAGUAACAAUCAAGAUCGAUGAAUCAGAUGGAUCUAAGCCAUUGCAAAUAUGUCAUGAACCUGCGCUUCCUUCCUGUGACUCCAAGUUAAUGGAGCGAGCAAUGAAGAUUGACCAUCUAUCAGUGGAGAAACUGUUGAUUGACAGCGUGCACGCCCGCGCCCAUCAGAAGCUGCAGGAACUCAAGGCCAUUUUAAAGACCAGCAAUCCCAGUGACAACUCAUUCAUUGAAACUGCUUUGCCCACAUUGGUGAUUCCCAUCCUUGAGCCUUGUGGUCGCUCAGAGUGCCUGCACAUUUUUGUCGAUCUUCAUUCUGGCAUGUUUCAACCCAUGCUUUAUGGAUUAGAUCAGUCCAUGCUGGAUGAUAUUGAAAAGAACAUCAAUGAUGAUAUGAAACGCAUACUUUCUUGGCUUCAGCAGCUCAAGUUCUGGUUGGGGGAGCAGCGAUGUCGACAGUCAGUGAAACACCUCCCCACCGUUUGCUCAGACAUCCUUCAUCUCUCCAAUUCAUCCUCUCACCCAGUCGGCAACUUAUCGAAGCACAAACUCUUUAUCAAGCUCACUCGUCUCCCACAGUACUACAUUGUGGUGGAAAUGCUUGAAGUGCCUAGUAGUCCCACAUCAUUACAGUACAAAUACUACUUCCUAUCAGUUUGUCAGUUAGAGGGAGAGGAUGGGCAUAUGAGUGCACAACUCUUUCAGCUUUUUAAACCCAACCUGGAGCACCUUGUCCAGGACCCAACAACAGGGAGAGAGACUCGACCCGGAUCAAAAAGAAAGAUUGUGGGAGAUCAAGGGGACUCUGAGCCUAAGAAACCCAAAAGGUCUGGAGAAAUGUGUGCUUUCAACAAAGAGCUGGCUCAUCUCGUAGCCAUAUGCGAUACCAACAUGCCUUUUAUUGGUCUCAGAACGGAGCUUUCUAAUAUGGGCAUUCCGAACGAGGGAGUCCAGGUGGAAGGAGACGGAAGUAGCCAUGCAAUACGACUGCUAAAGAUCCCCCGUUGUAGAGACGUUGGGGAGGAGACCAGGAGAGCUUUGGAGCGCUCUCUACUGGACAGCACCAUCCGCUUGCAGGGCAGGAAUAACCGAACCUGGGUGGCUGAGUUGGUGCUGGCCAACUGUCCUCUCAGCAGCACAAACAGCAAGGAACAAGCCCCCACACGGCAUGUGUAUUUGACCUAUGAAAACCCUCUGUCCGAGCCGGUGGGCGGGAGGAAGGUUGUGGAGAUGUUACUAAACGACUGGAAAGCCAUCAGCCAGCUCUAUCAAUGUGUUCUGAACUUUUCUCGUGCACUGCCAGAAAUGCCACCUUACCUUAGCCAGUUCUCUGAGGUGCGGCUGUAUAACUACCGUAAGCUGGUGCUGUGCUACGGCUCCACCAAAGGAAGCUCCGUCACCAUCCAGUGGAACUCCAACACGCAGCGCUUCCACCUGGCCCUGGGCACUGUGGGGCCCAACUCGGGCUGCUCCAACUGCCAUAACAUCAUCCUCCAUCAGCUGCAGGAGAUUUUCAACAAGAACCCAAAUGUGAUGCAGCUGCUGCAGGUGCUCUACGACACCCAAGCUCCUCUCAAUGCAAUCAACAAGCUACCGACAGUGCCCAUGCUGGGGCUCACCCAGCGCACCAACACUGCCUACCAGUGUUUCUCCAUUCUGCCCCAGUCGCCCACACAUAUCCGCCUGGCGUUCCGUAACAUGUACUGCAUCGACAUUUACUGCCGCAGCCGAGGAGUGGUGGCCAUCCGAGACGGAGCCUACAGCCUGUUUGACAACACUAAGAUUGUGGAAGGAUUUUACCCCGCUCCAGGACUCAAGACAUUCCUUAACAUGUUUGUAGACAGCAAUCAAGAUGCCCGCAGGCGUUCAGUCAAUGAGGAUGACAACCCUCCCUCCCCUGUAGGUGUAGAUGUGAUGGACAGUCUGAUGACCCAGCUCCAGUCUCAUCAGCAGGCCCAGCCUAUGAGAGGAGGCGGUGGGGGUGUAUACCCCCCGCUUACGUCGCCACCACCAAAUUAUCUUGCCAAUGUAACUCCAUCGCCUUCCAUGAUGCCCACCCAGUCCCCAGGGAACAUCCAUGCCUCUGGCUCCCCUAGUGGAGCUCUGAGGGCACCCUCUCCUUUUGGCCCCACCCCGUCUCCAUCGUCUCUGGGCAUAGCCAUGGGCCAGACCAGCUUUGCCAGUCCCCACGGUCCCCUGGACCCCAGCUCUCCUUACACCAUGGUGUCUCCCAGCCAUAGGGGCCAGUGGCCCGGCUCACCGCAGGUUUCAGGACCUUCUCCUGGGGCCAGAAUCCCUGGCAUGUCUCCUGGUAAUCCUUCCCUGCACUCACCUAUUCCUGACCCCAAUUCUCCACGUGCUGGGAGUAGUUCCCAAGUCAUGCCCACCAGUAUGCCUCCUCCCCGGAAGUUACCUCAGCGCCCCUGGGCUGCAUCCAUCCCCACCAUCCUCUCCCACAAUGCCUUACAUGUGCUUCUGCUCCCCUCGCCCACUCCCUGCCUGGUGGCGGGCCUAGCAGGGAGCUACCUCUGCUCCCCGCUGGAGCGCUUUUUGGGUUCGGUCAUCAUGAGGCGGCACCUACAGAGGAUCAUCCAGCAGGAGGCGAACUUGUCGAUUGUGAACUCCAACGAGCCAGGCGUGAUCAUAUUCAAAACCGACGUUCUCAAGUGUCGAGUGGCUCUCAAUCCAAAGAACUAUCAGACCCUGCAGCUUAAAGUUACCCCGGAAAACACAGGUCCAUGGUCUCAGGAGGAGCUUCAGGUGCUGGAGCGGUUCUUUGAGACCCGUGUUGCUGGUCCUCCCUUUAAAUUCAACACUCUGAGUGCCUUCACCAAACUGCUGGGGGCUCAAACCAACGUUCUCAGAGACUGUGUGCGCAUCAUGAAGCUGGAACUGUUCCCUGACCAGGCUGGACAGCUCAAGUGGAACGUCCAGUUCUGUCUCACCAUCCCUCCCAGUGCUCCCCCCAUCGCCCCUCCUGGGACCAUCGCUGUGGUGCUUAAGGCCAAAAUGCUUUUCUUUCUGCAGCUGACCCAGCGUAUCCCAGUGCCCCAGGAGCCGGUGAACAUUAUCGUGCCCAUUGUGUAUGACUUGGCCACGGGGAUCACUCAGCAGGCUGAUAUUCCGAGACAGCACAGCUCCUCUGGGGCUGCAGCGCUUUUGGUCUCCAAUAUCCUUAAGAGGUUCAGUGAGAUCCAUCCUGCCAGGCAGGGUGAGUGUACCAUAUUUGCAUCUGUUCAAGAGCUGAUGGCCACCCUCACGCUUCCCCCGAACACUCGAUAGUAGAUCCAGCUAAAUCAGACCUUUUGCUGAAACCAAACUAGCGUCACCUAAGAUCAAGCACGGGAAGUCCGGAGCAGACAUGACUACAAAGAGGAAAAGCUGUGUUCCAUUUCUUUCCAUCACCAUCUAAAUGCUAAAACAUCAACUGGUCUUCAGUUUGCUGAAUGCAAAAAUAUAAAGUAAAUGUAUUAUUUUUGUCCUCCAGGCACUUGUAAACAAAAUUAUCUAUUGAAAAUUAAGAUUGUUUACAAAAUAUGUACAUUGUUGUAAAUUUGCUUGUCAGAGAAACUUCAGGUGAGAUAGAUCCUUGCGAGAAUGUUUUUUGUUUUUCUUUUUCCAUGUCUGAUUAUACUGUAGUAUUGGGAUAGAUUCCUUAGCACACUAUUUAAUGAUCUUCCUGCCUUUACUUUGUCAGUAUCUCUGCUUUUUUAUUUGAAUUUUCUUCAUUUUCUAUACUCUAAAGCUGUGAUAAACUUUAUAAGCCAGUUGUAUUUUACUAAGAUUCAUUAUAAGUCCUGACUGAAGGAUUUGAAGACAUGCUGUCUGACUUUGCUAUUUAAUAAACAAAGCCUUGAGUCGG